This is a messenger RNA of Betta splendens (Siamese fighting fish), 4553 nucleotides long. RefSeq names its product ubiquitin specific peptidase 22 (gene usp22). Lineage: Eukaryota; Metazoa; Chordata; Actinopteri; Anabantiformes; Osphronemidae. The record is from RefSeq and is a predicted model, not a curated record. Gene Ontology annotation, biological process: protein deubiquitination. The transcript is spliced from 13 exons. The coding region runs from base 1447 to 3024 and encodes 525 amino acids. Gene Ontology annotation, molecular function: zinc ion binding; cysteine-type deubiquitinase activity.
GACCAGAAGGCGCAAGGCCAAGUCAUGCGUCUGCCACAUGUGCGGCGCCCACCUCAACAGACUCCACUCCUGCCUCUACUGUGUCUUCUUCGCCUGCUUUGCCAAAAAACACAUCCACGAGCACGCCAAGAGCAAAAGGCACAACUUGGGUACGGCACACGAGCAAUUCAAGGCCCCCCGAGUGUCCUCUACACUACAGCAACAGCCAAAUACAUGACCUCAAGGGCGUUUGUGUAUGUGCUUCUAGCCAUUAGUGGACCUAGUGAUGGUUUAGGACUGAGGUCUUUGUUGGUGGAAGCUGCUUUAUGGUGAGCGCCUCCCCCGUCUCACAAUCUUUCCUCCAAAAUGAACUUUUUCCGCGUGGAAAAGCACAAUUAUUAUUCCAGGCCAGAGAAGCGAAUGUAAAACCUCUGGUAGGUGAUAUCGCUAAUUUGCAUGGCGUCUGUGCAGCGCUCCUCCUUUUUUUUUUUUUUUUUUAAAGACGCCGGAGAAGCCGUCUAUUUUCAGAGGCGCGUAUCAACCGCACAGCGUUCCCCACAACCGCUCGCAUGAAGGUCGCUCUGUUCCGAGUGGGGAAACGCGCAAGCAGCUUCUCCUUUUGAAUUAAAUAUUUGCAUCAAACAGACACAAUCUGGAUGGCACCAGAUUUGAACAAAGACGUGGGUGUUUGCUGAACACCAAGAACAGUUGGCUGCUUUCCCCGAUCCCUGCUACUCCCACAGGGACACAUGGCUCGUGAUAAUCACAACACCGCUCGAAAGUCUCCGCUCCCUCGCAGGGGGAGGCGCUGAAUAAUACCUGAACUCGCUCCGUUGAAGCAGCUGCAUCAAAGUCUCCUGGAGCUUGUGUGAGGGAUGACACUCGUACAUGGAUGGCGGACAGAUUAGAGGUUGAAGUGUGUUUAUUCGGUGACAGCAUCCACAUUUAUUUGCACAUUUGUGUGUGUGUGUGUGUGUAAGAGUCCAGAGUCCACCUCUGCUUUAAAAUUCCUCACCUGAGGAUCUGAAUCCGCCGAAUCAGGGGCCGCCUCCUUUCUCGUGUCGUGUUCUGAGGAUAAUUUUACUCGGGAAGGUCCUCCUGUGCGAGCGCGCCUCCCAUGGAGUGUAACCGCCAGUUUAAUUAGGUUGGCAGCUAAAUUAAAUGCUGCGAAGCACAGGAAACAAAGUAGAGCAAGACACACUCCGAUACGGCAGCAAGGGAGGAGCGCAGCGCAGCUCUCGGCUGACUGGCGAGGAGGUAAUUAAGUCGUCUUUAACAAACCCCUGUGGAAUUAGCCCCCAUUAAAUCGCGGCCCCUCCUUCCUCUCCUGCCUCUCCUCCUCUUUUGUUUUUUUCCCUCCCCUUCAUCCCAUGCAAUGCCUUAUCUGCCGUAUUCCGUUGUGCAGCCUCGGAUUGCGCUCGUCUCUGUAUAUCCUCUUGUUCCCAUGGUUACCUGAUGACCCCUUAGAUGUUCAUAGUUGUUCGACUUAAUCUAAAUGUACUAAAAGCUCAGUUUCUCAUCCUAUCGCGAGUGUGUGUGUGUGUGUGUGUGUGUGUGUGUGUGUGUGUGUGUGUGUGUGUGUGUGUGUGUGUGUGUGUGUGUGUGUGUGUGUUACAUAGGCACCUCCCUCCUCCUCACCUUUUGACUCCUCACUGCUCUUCUUCAUCCUUCCUGGAUGGAGCAGAUAAUACCCUGCUACCUGGCAUCUCGGCUCCAUGGCAACAAAACCCGAAUAGACCUGGAGAGAAUAAAGCAGUUAGCAGUUCACACAGCUACACUAUUGACCUGCUUUAUGGGGGAAUUUACUGUUUUAUGUGCCAAGACUACGUCUAUGACAAAGACAUGGAACAGAUUGCCAAAGAGGAACAAAGAAAAGCCUGGAAAAUGCAAGGUAUAGGGGAGAAGUACUCCACGUGGGAGCCCACCAAGCGAGAGCUGGAGUUGCUCCGACACAACCCCAAGAGGAGGAGGAUCACCUCCAACUGCACUAUCGGUCUGCGCGGCCUGAUAAACCUGGGCAACACGUGCUUCAUGAACUGCAUCGUGCAGGCGCUGACGCACACGCCGCUGCUGCGCGACUUCUUCCUGUCCGACCGGCACAAGUGCGAGAUGCAGAGCAACUCCUGCCUGGUGUGUGAGAUGUCGCAGCUGUUCCAGGAGUUCUACUCAGGCCAUCGCUCGCCUCACAUCCCGUUCCGCCUCCUCCACCUGGUGUGGACGCAUGCCCGUCACCUGGCCGGGUACGAGCAGCAGGACGCACACGAGUUCCUCAUUGCAGCGCUGGAUGUUCUGCACAGACACUGCAAAGAUGACAACGGCAAGAAAGCCAACAACCCCAAUCACUGUAACUGCAUCAUCGACCAGAUCUUCACAGGAGGCCUGCAGUCUGAUGUCACCUGUCAAGUGUGCCAUGGAGUUUCAACAACCAUAGACCCGUUCUGGGACAUCAGUCUGGACCUGCCGGGCUCCUCGACACCGUUCUGGCCCCUGAGUCCCGGAGGAGACGGAUCAGCACUGAACGGAGAAAGUCACACCAGUGGAGCGACAACGCUUACAGAUUGUCUGCGCAGGUUCACCAGACCGGAGCACCUGGGAAGCAGUGCAAAGAUUAAGUGCAGCGGUUGCCAUAGUUACCAGGAGUCCACAAAGCAGCUGACCAUGAAGAAGCUGCCCAUCGUGGCCUGUUUUCACCUCAAAAGGUUUGAGCACUCGGCCAAACUACGACGGAAGAUCACGACGUACGUCUCUUUCCCUCUGGAGCUGGAUAUGACGCCUUUCAUGGCCUCUAGUAAAGAAAGCAGGAUGAACGGGCAGUACCAGCAGACUGUGGACCCCUUCAAUAAUGACAACAAAUAUAGUCUUUUUGCUGUGGUGAACCACCAGGGGACGCUAGAGAGCGGACACUACACCACCUUCAUACGGCAGCACAAGGACCAGUGGUUCAAAUGCGACGAUGCCAUCAUCACCAAGGCAACCAUCAAGGACGUGCUGGAUAGCGAAGGGUACCUUUUGUUUUACCACAAACAGUUCCUGGAGUACGAAUAGACGACUCCACCCGUUCCGCCUGCAGGAGGAGAUGAGGAAGACUUUGGCACCUGUUCCCAAAUAAGUGACUAGAGCGGGAAGCAAACGGAGCUCCUCUUCCCUGUGCCACUAUUAAGUUGCAGUUUCUAGCGCGGAGCCAUUGUUACAGUACGUACACGUGAAGUUGUUCCGUGUGACUUUGGGGAAUGAGCCGUCUGCUUUCAGGAGCCAAACAAGAUGCAGGAAAUUGGAGGGGGGACGCGUUCGGGGUGCGGCACGAGUAGACGUUGCACUGAAAUUCAGGAGCUAAAGACAAAACAACUGUGACAGGUGUUGAAAGAAAGACGUUUCUGCAAACUCCAUCUGUAACCAAAUAGUGGUAUAUCCCCUAUUUUUUCCCCCUUUUAGACGCGGACAGGGACAGAAUUAGUUUGUAUUUCGCCUCGGGAACGUUUACUUGAUCACAAAUGCUGUUCACCAACAUCUGCUCCACGCCUGCACAGAUGCAUUUACCCAACAGCCGCGCGCACUUGAGAAGCGGAGCCGCAAACUUCCCCUGUUUUACCCACAAACAUGAACGCUCAUCUUUCUAGACACAAGCGCACCGGUCCAAAACGCCCACUUUCUUCUAAAUGACCAAAUAUCGCGAGGAUGGAAAUAUUCCUAAUGCAUUUUUUUUCUAAAUACGGAGUGGGAAAAACUCGGCGGUGUUAUGAACAUUGUAUCGAUGCUGGUGAAUCCACAAAUUACUCAUGAGUUUGCAGCUGUCAGUCAGACCUUCUGAGGACUCUUUUCUUUUUGCCCGCUCUGCUUCAGGGCUGGCUACAGAUCACACAGUACAUGAAUAUUAUAUUUUUAUAAUAACGGAACAACGCUAUUGGUUUCAUGUUACAUGAUCAGUCUGUGAAUCAUUUUUCCCCAUCAACCGUGUAUUGAUCAUUAAUUUGUACGCAAAUGCAAAAUAGUACAAAUACAAAGUUCUUUUGGGUCGGGGGACGUUUCAGAAGGAAACGUUUAAUGUCAAGUUAUGUUAUUGUUGUUGUGCUAUUUCAGGUAAAUGGCCAAAAAAAAAGGAAACGAAACAAAAAAGAUGGAUGUUAUUCUCGAUGAAAAGUAUAUAUAAGAAGUGAGAAGCUCAGUCCUGUAGUGUUGACCGUCGGCAGCAUGUCGCUUUAUUUCUGUGUGUGUGUGUGAGACCCAAAGGUGGGAGGGAGGGGAAAAAAACUGUUUGUGUUUCUGUUUGUAUGCACGUGUGCGUGCGUAUGUGCCGCGUGUCCGUGUACUGAAUCAGUACUUGCAUUCAGCAUGCUGUCUGAGCUAAGCAUCACGUUUUGAUAGGAUCUUUUUUUUUUCUCCCACAUGGUGAUAUUGUAUGUGAAGAGUAUAUAUAUAUGUACAGUUUAUUUACAGAUCCGCCUCAGUUUGUUUGUUCUUCUGCGUCGCGGGAUCUGGGCCUCGGAAACUCGAUCGGUCAUUCCUCUCAUAGAACUGCUGCAGCAACUGGACACAGUGAUUAAAACACUCAAAUAAAGACAAAUCUAUAUCUGUAA